This is a messenger RNA of Branchiostoma floridae (Florida lancelet), 677 nucleotides long. RefSeq names its product fatty acid-binding protein 2, liver-like. Gene Ontology annotation, molecular function: fatty acid binding. Gene Ontology annotation, biological process: fatty acid transport. Gene Ontology annotation, cellular component: cytosol; nucleus. The coding region runs from base 29 to 451 and encodes 140 amino acids. The transcript has 4 exons. NCBI's taxonomy places the organism in Eukaryota, Metazoa, Chordata, Leptocardii, Amphioxiformes, Branchiostomatidae. The record is from RefSeq and is a predicted model, not a curated record.
ACACAAGAAGUACUGAAUACCCCUCAAGAUGCCAUUUGACAUAGGAAAGACAAAUGGAACCUGGAAGGUCAAUAGGACCUCAGACAACUACAUACAGCUGCUGGGGAAACUUGGAGUUCCUGAAGACAUAGCCAAGAAAAGCCUGGAUGCAGAGUACCCUCUACAGAUGACAGUGUCUGGGGACAGCUUCUCCUCCAAGAUGGAGGUGAUGGGGAAGACAGUGGAGAACUCCUACACCCUCGGGGUCGAGGGCAUGGAGCAAGAUGCACUGGGCAAGACAAGGAAGGUGACCUACACCCAGGAAGGGGACUGCCUGGUGUCAGUGUACCCUGACUAUGAUGGGAUGGGGCUGGUGUUCCGACACUCUCGUCGCUUCCUGGACGACAAUACCUUACACCUGGAUAUGACAGUGGGGGACCUGGAAGGCUGGUCUGAGUCCAAGAGAUGUUAGACAUCCCAACUCUUCACAAUGUGACCUGCUCUUUCUGAGUGAUACUUGUGUUUUGCAGUUGUUUUCACAACAGUCAAAAAGUUCUGUUUGUUUGUUGUUUGGAUACUGGUUAAAUUUCCUUAUGGCAUAACAAUAAUCAGCUGCGUACUAAUGAUUUCAAGCUGCAUAUCCAGAAUAGAUCUAUCUGAUCUACUGACACUAAGAUGGUCCCCUACUCUUUUUGAUU